GCGAACGCGAGUUUCUCCAUCGGCGGGUAUCGCAGCUCGGCAUCAUGAAGUGCCUUGCUGACGUAGUAGACAGGAUGUUGAGAAGAUUCGUCCUUUCGGAUGAGGGCAGCGCUGAUUGCCACGUCGGAUACUCGCAAGUAAAGGAAGAGCAUUUCUCCAGACCUGGGUUUCUGCAUGGUUGGAGCCCGGCACAAGGUUUCUUUGAUAGCUUCCAACGCUUGCUGGCACUCCAGAGUCCACUCGAACUUAUGAUUCUUCUUAAUUGCGUCGAAGAACGGCUUACACCGUUCCUGGCACUCAGACAUGGUACUCGUUCUGUUGACGAGUACGAGAGAGAGUUUACCCGUCUCGGAGUCUUUGUACUCGACCUUGUGAGUACAGAGACGAAGAGAGCCCAUCGUUUUACUUACAGACUCCUCCCAGCAGUCCGCCACAACAUAGUAGAUCACGGUGUCCAGACCUAUGCCCGCACAGUUGCCAUUGCUCAAGAAGUCGAUGCCAGUAUCCGACGAGAAGCUAUCCAGUCACCAGCCCAGCUAGUUGCUCAACCACCAGUCCAGCCCAUCGUUGCCCAACCAUCAAAGAACCAGAAGAAGAGAAAGUUCAGAACCACUUUUGACGACCGGAGGACCCGUCCCAGACAAACACCAGCCAGCCCGACAUGUGGAAAGCGCCACCGUGGGAAAUACCUCGUGGGCCAGAACAUUUGUUUCUUUUGUCGCCAACCAGGCCAUAUCAGCCCCAACUACCCUGAACGACUGCAACAACAACCGCAACAAC
Striga hermonthica is the source of this 780-nucleotide messenger RNA. The record is from the annotation of a GenBank genome assembly. NCBI's taxonomy places the organism in Eukaryota, Viridiplantae, Streptophyta, Magnoliopsida, Lamiales, Orobanchaceae.